Messenger RNA from Miscanthus lutarioriparius, 2781 nucleotides. NCBI's taxonomy places the organism in Eukaryota, Viridiplantae, Streptophyta, Magnoliopsida, Poales, Poaceae. The record is from the annotation of a GenBank genome assembly.
AUGGCUGAGCUCGCGGCAGGCGCCGUCAGCUCGCUUUUGAAUGCCAUCCGCGAUGAGGCGCGACUGCAGGGCCGUGUUCGGGGUGACAUUCAGUUCAUCAAGGAGGAGAUGGAGAGCAUGAACAGCUUCCUGCUACACCUAGCCAGGACGUCACCUCCGGGCGGCGAGCACGACGAGCAGGUGCGAACCUGGAUGAACCAGGUUCGGCUCCUCGCCCACGACUGCAACAACUGCAUCGACAUGUACCUGUACCAUGGCAACCCUGAUAUUCAACGCGCUAGGGGCGGCCUUUGGAGCUACCUCUGGUGGGUACCCUGGUUCCUGCAGAAGAUGCUCGCCCAGCACCGCGCGGCCAUCCAGCUGGGUGAGCUCAAGAACCGGGCGCGUGAUGUUGGCGAGCGGCGACUGAGGUAUGGUGUGGAGGUGCCCGGGAAGGUGACGGCGGGGAAGUCUCCUGCUCCUCCUGGGCACUCACUGGCGCCCGGGACGAUAACACCAUCGUCGUCUUAUCUUCCUGGAGGUGAUGAUGCAGCUGGGGUGGAUGAUGAACAAGACGAAGACAAUCAAUUGGCAACUACAACACAUCAUCACAGCAGAAGAGAACCUUUUCAGAGGACGCCGGAGCCAUCGCACAAGAAACAUUGGAUGUGGCAGCGACCCAUUUCCAUUUCUAGGAUCACUACAACCCUGGGAAGUUCUCUGCUACAUAUCAUGUGGUUGCUCAACCAUCCUAAAUCUCAAUCCAAGCAGGAAGGCAGCACGGGUGAAGACAAGGAGGACCGGAACCAUACUCGUUCCCAAGCUUGGCAGGAAAGAUGGGAAAUGCGUUAUGAAAUUAGGGGACAUAUCAGAGAAAGGGAGAAUUGGGUCAAGAUUGAAAAAAUCAAUGAAACAAUUACUGAAGAAAUGAAAAUGAUGCCUGAGGUCGACCAGAUGCACAAGGAAGGCCAAAGCUCCAUUCAACCCUUAGGCAUACUACUCCAUGCUCUGCAGCUACUAGUGGCAGCAGCUGAGAGUAAGAUUGAAUCAAGCGAAGAAAAGGAUAAGACUCCACAAGGAAAUGGAAAGGAUGAGAAUCAACAAGGAAAUGGAAAUGAUAAUUCUGAACAUGUCAAAAAGAAGGACAAGGCCCUGCGUACCCUACAAAACUACGACAUUGAUGAAACUGCCUCAAAGCUUUUACAAUAUAUGCAAAUGAAAAAUGAAGCAGACAAAAAGGCGGAACCACCGGCCAACACUGAUUUGGAUGUUACCAAAUAUAAACACAUCCUGUCUGAGUUGUUCCCCAACAGCAAGCGGUUGCAGUUGCUGGCCAAACAACAAGAUGAAUCGACCAAGCGAGAAUCAGUGACUACCGGCGACAGUAAUACAUCUGGCGAGAAUCAAAUUAAAGAAAUCGUCCACAAGUUCACACGUGAAAUCAUACAAGAGCUAUUGGAGGACACAGUGAAGAAACUGGCAACAGGUACAACAACUCAGAUCAAGCGCCUACUAUCUGGUUACAAUGAUCUGGUUCCAAGUAAUACUGACACUGAACUCACGCCCAGUCUUGAGAGUCCAAGCCAUACUUGCACCAAAAUCAUAUGCAGUGUCCAGAUUCCACGCAAGAUUGGAAAAAUGUUAAACAUGGAGGAACUACACAAUGUGCAUGCGUCAAAGACUGGUAAAGAGUUGAAGGACAUUGGAAAGCUGUGUCAGCUAAGGAAGCUUGGUGUGGCCAUAAAGGGCACAAAUGAUCAUUUGACCAAUUUGUUUCAAGCGAUUGGUGACCUGUGCGAGUGUCUCGACUCUCUGUCACUCACUCUUCCCAUACCCACAGGCGAGACAAGUUCUUUCAGUGCAGAACUACAAAAGGCAAUUUCUUCUCUCCUGAAUGACAUGCCUAAGAAUCUUCAGAAUCUAAGCAUCAACGGGACCACACAAAAUGUGGAGAUUCUACCAUUGCUGGCCAAAGAUUGUGAUAAACUUGCCAAGGUAACUCUAAGCAAUACCUUCCUCAAACAGGAAAAUCUGAAUAUCCUCUCCAAGUCGACCAACCUACAAUGUAUGAAGCUUGGACACAAUGCAUACAAGGAUACUAGUCUCAACAUGAAGGCGGGUGAGUUCCCAAUGCUCAGAUACUUUAUUGUUGUCGGCUCCAACAUGAAUGACAUCAUGUUUGAACAUGAAGCACCUCCUGAACUUGAGAAAAUUGUUUUUUUCUCCACUAAUAUAAACUCCCUUUGUGGAGUGUAUGACCUUCCAAAGUUGCAGGAACUUGAGUUGAACAACAGCAGCAAGUUGCUUUCAUUGUUUGGCAAUGCCAAAAAAAAAAAAAAAACCAAAGUGACUCUUCGUGAUGACAAGCUGAAGGAAAGCGAUGUACAAAUUCUCUCAAAGAGAACAGGCCUUUUGUGCCUAGUUCUAUCUGGCAAGUCUUGUGAUAAAGAAAAGCUUGAAUUCAAUAAAGAUGACUUACCAAAUCUUAACUUUGUUGCCAUCAACUGCCCUGAUAUUGCCAACAUCAGCUUCUCCAAGGGAUCUGCUCCAAAGCUCAAGAAAAUUAUAUGGUCUAUCACCAGCAUGGGCUCUAUCUCUGGUAUUAAGAACCUUCCAAGAUUGAUGGAACUUGAGAUCUAUGGAGAAGUUGUUACAAAUGAGGUGAAGGAAGCCAUUGAGGUACAUAAAAACAGUCCUGAUUUGAUACACUAUAAACCAGAGAAACAACAGAAAACAAAAGGAAAUGCACCAGCAGAGGCCAAUGUUGGUAGACUCUCAUUCUUCUGGAAGCAUAGGCGUUGA